CAGGACAAUAUAAAUACAAUUGUAUAGUGGCAACCCAGUGUCUAUGGUCUAGUCUAUGGUUAAGUCUGUCAAGAUGUCCGACGCUACCUAGUUCUAGUUGUGUGAGGCUACAAGUAAUGUUCCUUAUAGUCGACCAUGUUAGCUCCGUACCUAAUAAACAGUUCAAGGCUCAAGCUUCCAGCAGACUUUCAUUUGUCCUAACAGGUUAUGGGCCCAGCAGGCUCAUAAUUCUGUUUUAGGUGAAGAUCGGAGCUAAUAAUAUUGUGUGGCGAUGUUACACUAGAGUUAGUGUUGACGGCGAAAAACGGCGGUGUGUUUUGUCGAAAGUGGCGUCUGAAGGAGGUCGUGCGGAGAAUAGUACGACAUCAGGCACACACGAGGGUUUCGACGAGUGAGCGCGUUGGAGUUUCGCAAAAUGGAUGUUCACACAAUGGCGAUGGCGUCGACUUCAAACGUAAUAAAACUAGAAGGCCAGAAAAAUUGGAAUGUGUGGAAAUUCCAAGUGGCGGUUACCUUGAAAGGGGCGGAUGUGUUCCUUGUAGUGAAUGGAACGGAAAAAUCUGAUGAAAAAAAUAUGACAGAGUGGGCGAAGAAGGACGUCAAGGCCCAAACGAUAAUAGUUUCUAGGCUGAGCGAGGCGGCCAUGGUUCAUGUCUUAACGUGUGAGACGGCGGCAGAAAUGUGGCAAAAAUUACAUAGUGUUUUUGAAGCAAAAUCAGCAACAAGUACCAUGAUGUUGCAACAACGUUUUCUUCAAUGCAAGUUUGAAGAUGGAGAGCUGUCAGUGUUCUUAGCUAAAGUUCAAGAGAUGGCAACUGGUAAUUCUAGAGUUAAACAUUUGGAAAUAAAGCAAGCAUUUGUUAAAGAAAAGCUUGAAAAUAAAAUAAUUGAUUUAAGAUAUAUAAAUACAAGUGAACAGCUUGCUGACAUACUUACAAAAGCUUUAGGGGGUAUAGCAUUUAAGAGAUUAAGGGAAAAAUUGUUUUGAUAUUGAGGGGAGAUGUGAACAGGACAAUAUAAAUACAAUUGUAUAGUGGCAACCCAGUGUCUAUGGUCUAGUCUAUGGUUAAGUCUGUCAAGAUGUCCGACGCUACCUAGUUCUAGUUGUGUGAGGCUACAAGUAAUGUUCCUUAUAGUCGACCAUGUUAGCUCCGUACCUAAUAAACAGUUCAAGGCUCAAGCUUCCAGCAGACUUUCAUUUGUC
Maniola jurtina (meadow brown) is the source of this 1204-nucleotide messenger RNA. RefSeq lists its product as uncharacterized. The coding region runs from base 416 to 988 and encodes 190 amino acids. Lineage: Eukaryota; Metazoa; Arthropoda; Insecta; Lepidoptera; Nymphalidae. The record is from RefSeq and is a predicted model, not a curated record. The transcript has 2 exons.